Messenger RNA from Folsomia candida, 1525 nucleotides. RefSeq names its product plasma alpha-L-fucosidase. Gene Ontology annotation, cellular component: lysosome. The transcript has 6 exons. Gene Ontology annotation, molecular function: alpha-L-fucosidase activity. NCBI's taxonomy places the organism in Eukaryota, Metazoa, Arthropoda, Collembola, Entomobryomorpha, Isotomidae. The coding region runs from base 45 to 1421 and encodes 458 amino acids. Gene Ontology annotation, biological process: glycoside catabolic process; fucose metabolic process. The record is from RefSeq and is a predicted model, not a curated record.
CAUCCCAGUCACUUGAUAACCACGAAAUUGUCAUCAUAUUUACCAUGGGUCUGAAAUUGGUUCCCAUAAUUAUUGCCAUUUUUUUGCAACUUAGCACAUCUCAGAAUGCGAUAGGUCCAUCGCCGAAGGUGGACCCGACCUGGGACAGCAUUGACGCGAGGCCGCUUCCAGCCUGGUAUGAUGACGGGAAGAUUGGGAUUUUUAUCCACUGGGGCGUCUACUCGGUCCCCUCCUACAUCAACGCCUGGUUCUGGUGGAGCUGGCUCAACGACGGCAGCCAAGCGCAUGAUGACUUCAUGAAGAAAAAUUUCGCACCGGGAUUCUCAUACGAGGAAUUUGGACCCAUGUUUACCGCGGAAUUUUACGACCCGGAUCAGUGGGCUGACCUAUUUCAAAAGUCUGGAGCGAAAUACGUCGUCCUGACAUCGAAGCACCACGACGGUUACGCUUUGUGGCCUUCGUCCCACGGUUUUGCUUGGAACUCCAUGGCUGUCGGACCCAAGAGAGAUUUACUCGGCGAUCUGGAGCAAGCCAUCCGGAAGACCGAGAUGCACUUCGGGAUCUACUACAGCCUCCUCGAGUGGUACCAGCCCCUCUACGUCGAGGAAACUGCCAACAAUUUCACCACCGACUUAUUCCCCACGCUCAAGUCGAUCCCCACGUUGAAAGAGGUGAUCACCAAGUACAGGCCGGACGUGGUUUGGAGCGACGGCGAGUGGUACGCGCCCUCCAGCUACUGGGGCGCCCUCGACUUCCUCGCCUGGCUCUAUAACGACUCCCCAGUCAAGGACACCGUCGUCACGAACGACAGAUGGGGCUCGGAAACCAGAGGCGUCCAUGGCGGCUUCUACAACUUUGAUGACAGGUAUAAUCCCGGCGUGCUGAUUCCGCACAAGUGGGAGAACGCCAUGUCGUUGGACAAAAGGGAGUGGACGCACCGGAGAGAAGCCGUCAUCGAGGACUUCCUCACACCCGAAGAACUCAUCGAGCAAAUCGUCGUCACCGUUUCAUGUGGCGGGAACAUUUUGAUAAACGUGGGUCCCACGAAGGAAGGCACGAUCCAAGUGAUUCAACAAGAGCGUCUUCUUCAAAUGGGCGAGUGGUUGGACGUCAAUGGAGACGCCAUCUAUAACACGACGCCAUGGGAGUUUCAGAACGAUACGGUCAACCCAAAUGUCUGGUACACGACGAGCAAGACGGACAGCAGGAUAUUUGCGAUGACGACAUCCUGGCCGGACACCUCGAUCCUUCACAUGGGCGCAAUUUCCGCCAGUCUCACCAGUCGCGUGGAGAUGCUGGGGUACGCGGACGUCUUGCAAUGGGUCGCGUCCCCCUCGAACGGAGGAAUCGAUAUCUUUCUCCCCCAAAUGCAGAGGGUUAGGUCAAAAUGGGCAUGGACGCUGGUCAUCACUCCACCAUAAAAACCCUAUUAAUCGUUAUAAAAAUAAAUCGAUGCCUUAAUUAAAGUAAUAUUUAACAAGGCAAAUAAACCGAUAAUGAUUAAUUGUCAAGUUCCUUCCCCGAG